Dreissena polymorpha is the source of this 4439-nucleotide messenger RNA. Its product is annotated as paramyosin-like. Gene Ontology annotation, biological process: mitochondrial protein catabolic process; mitophagy by internal vacuole formation. The record is from RefSeq and is a predicted model, not a curated record. Gene Ontology annotation, cellular component: mitochondrial outer membrane. Lineage: Eukaryota; Metazoa; Mollusca; Bivalvia; Myida; Dreissenidae. Bases 11 to 4135 code for a protein of 1374 amino acids. The transcript is spliced from 10 exons.
CGAGCAACAUAUGACUGUUGAAAAAUUGGAAAAAGAAAAUGCCUUCUUGUGUAAGAAAAAUGAAGAAAUUACUAGAAAGACCCCAACACGCUCAAAAAUCGAUCUUAAAGACGACAGUGACCGGCAAUCCUAUAGUGCGGAAAAGAAAACAAGUGUACAAGGAAAAUGUAAUUGCAAAAUAUUCAAACAAGAAUAUGUAAACGAGGCUCGCGUGGAGAAAAACAAAAGAAUAGAAGCAGAAAACAGAGAAUCUAAAUUAAGAGCUCAAUACAAUUCUCUUCAAAAAGAACACGCCACAUGUCCGAAAAAAACACCUCGAAUAAGCAAAUCGCCAAAUGCGAAAACGAAGGAGUUGUCCUUGGAAAAAGGUAACAGUCCAGAAUAUCAACUGGAAAUUAAUAAAGUUAAACAGGAGUUGGCCGGAGAAAGGGCGAAUAUUUCAAAAUAUCAAAUGGAAAUUAAAAAAGUUAAAGAUGAGUUGUCCAGAGAAAAGGCGAACAAUUCAACAAAUCGACUCGAAAUUAAUAAGGUUAAAGAGAAGUUGUUUAGUGAAACAGUGAACAGUAAAAAAUAUAAACUUGAGAAUGAGAAGCUUUUAGAGUGGAAAGUACAAUGCGAGAAACGCGAGACUCGACGUGCGAAGAAAUACAACGCUAUACUGGAAAAUGAAAUGCAAAAGGAUCUUACAUGCUCAAUGAAGGCUAAGACAACCGAGAAAGGUGAGACCGCACAUUCCGGAAAAACAAGUUAUAAGAAAAUCAUUGAUCGAUUAGAAAUAUUAAACACAACUAAAACAGAGGAGCUGCAAAAAAAGUCUCGUGAACUCAAGAAAUCAGAAGCAAAAGCACAAAUAAUGCGUGAUAAACUUUCUGAAGCAGAAAGCAUGAUACGUGAACUAAAUGAGAUCAACCAAACAUUAGAGCAUGAAAAAUGUGAACUGCAGAAAUAUAGAGCAGAUAACGUAAAUAAACUAGAAGAUUUGAAAUUGAAUUUUAACAAUGCAAAAAAGAACCAAAAACUCGAGCAAAUGGCUGGACUACAGCUGCAACAUGAAAAAUCUUUGGAAUAUGAAAAGAAACGUAUGCAAGAUGCCAUCGUUGAAUCGGUAGAACGUGAACGACAAUUAUUAGAAGAAAAUAAUAUAUUGCGUGACGAAAAACUAAGCGUGAUUACGCGGAUUGAACAUAUCGAAUCCCAAAGAAAACAAUGUCAUGUUGAGCUCAUCAAUACUAAACACGAAUUACAACGUGUGCAAGAAGAAGCGUGUACUCAAGUUGAACGUUUAACACGACAAAUAAGUAGACUUGAGGAAACCGUAGCGAAUUUACAAAGCGACAAGAAAUCUACCUUUAAAGGCCAUUUGAAUGUUUCGCAAAAGUUACAAGAAGCCGAGGGACAGAUAAUUCAGCUUCAACAACGUUUAAUGAUCCUCCAGUCUAAGGACAAUGACAUAAAUGCGAAUUAUGACACUAAAUGUAAUGAUCUUCAAAACCUGCUAGACAACAAAACUAGUGAAUUAAAAAUCACAACAGAAAAAUUGUCAAAUUUGACGUUGCACUCAGACACUCUUAACAAACAAGUUAAGGAAUUAACAGAAUCGUUGACACUUCAUCAACUAAAUCAAACACAACUUCACAGAAAGUCUAAGGAAGAACUUGUACACGUGUAUACAAAUUUAAAACAAAACAUGGUCGAUGCUGAAGUUAGCAUAAAAGAACAUCUAGCACAUGUGCAACAGAGUAUGGAAAGUAAACAAAAGGAACUUUUAGAUAAACUUAAUCAAGCAGAGGCAAACGUUAAUGAAGUGAAAGAGAGGCAACUAUAUUUGGGCAAUGUAGAAAAAAGUUAUAGAAAAAUGCUUGAAGAGAAGGACACCACUCAACAGACGUAUAAAUCAAAUCUUGAAGAAAAGAUGCAACAAAACCAUUUGCUCGAAGCGCAGAAAAAAGAAUAUGAAAACACCCUGAAGGGUGCUCAACAGCAGGUUCUUCGUCUGCAAUAUGAAGCCACGGAGCGUGAAGAACUGCUCAAUAGUUUACAGAAAAAUAUUUUACACUUACAAGAGGCAAAAGAAUCAGCCGAUGAAGGAGAAGCGCAAUUACAAAGACAACUAAAGGAAACGAAUGCGCAGAUGCAAAAAUUGCAAGAACGUUUACUGAAGUGUCAGUCAAAAGACGCUGCGGAAACCGCAACAUUGCAAACACAGGUGGAUGAUCUGAACGAGGAACUUAAAAUUAAAUUCGAUGAAUUAAAUAAUACUUUAAUAGAAUUGUCAAAGCAGAAAAAUGAAUCACAAAUGCUCAAAGAACAGUUCAACAGAACAAACGAUAAGUUGAAAUUUCAAACAGAGGCUAGAAAAGAAGAAAUGAAACAUAAGAAGGAUCUUGAAUAUUUUCAAAACAAGUUCCAAGAGGACGUAGAUGCUGCAUUAAUGAGAGUAAGACAGAAUUGUAGUGAAUUACAAACCGAUUUUGCCUUUAAAGAAAAUGAAUUGUUAGCUAAGAUUAGCAAUGCAGAAAGAAAAAUUCAACAUUUGGAAAAUAUAAGUAGUAAUUAUCAUGCAACUCGACAAGAACUUGAAAAAACAAAUCGAAAACACCAGGAACAUUUAAAAUCCUUAAGUGACAACGAGCGGUCAAUACAACAAUUACAGGCAGAAAUAUUUAAGAUGACGAAAGACACCUCAAGAUUACACGAACAUAUAAAAACAUUAACAGUCAGAGUAGAUAUAACUUCUGAAGAAAAUAAAAGCCUGCGACAACAACUAGAAACUGUUAUAAACCAAGCUAAAAUUAAUUUAGUCGAAAAAGAGAGGCAGCUAUCCGACGUGUUGAUUCAAAUUGAAGAACAGCGAAGAAAACACACAGAAGAAGUGAGGCAAAUUCAAAUCCAACACCAAAAUAGCAUUAAAAUUACAUCCGAUGCAAACUUACGCGAACAAAAGGCGCUUGAAAACAAAACAUUAUUAGAGGGGAAAAUUGAAAUGUUAGAAAAAACGAUUUUACAGAUAAAUGAUGACCAUAAGCAUAAGCAACAAGAAUUGAACACCCAGCUACAAAAUGCACAGGCUUGUGAGUUAAAUUUGACAACACGUUUAAAAAAACAAAGUCGUGAAUUAGAACAGUUAAGCGUAUUGAGAACAAAUCAAGAUUCAGAACGUAGAAUUUUCGAAGAAACAAUAGCUGAAAAAGAGCAUCAACUGAAACAAGCCAAUGAGCAACUUCAAUAUUUGAUUAAAGAAACACAAAACCUGAAACAGGAGCUUCUUCAAACAAAAUCGAAAUUGUUGGAGUCAGUUAAAAACAACGAUGCUUCAGUCAAGACCCAAAUUAAAACCCCGGAAGAUGACACAUUGUUACGUCAAGUAAAUCAAUUCAGAUCAAAAGAAAAACAAUUUGCCGCUGAGAUAGACCAGUUACGUUUCAAAUUAAAGGAAAGUCACAACGAAUUGGAGGAAACUAAAACAAGACUGAGUAAACUGAUGGGACAAAGGCUUACUGACAACAAUCCAAACAUCACAGAUCUAAGUGAUAAGAAUCGUCCUACAAAACUUGCGGAACGAUACUCCGAGCUGUACGACAACGAAUGGACGGAUGCUUUUGAAGAUCUUAAUUCAAUAUACAAUGAUGAGCAGAAAACUAUUGCAAUGCUGACAGUCAUAUUGACGGAGGCAGCAUCCUACUGCAGGCAUGAAGCAGACGGACAAAUGAUCAAUCUACGGAAUGUUCUAACUCUUCAAACUUCUUCGUCCUCAUCGCGGGUACAAGACGUCCCAGAUGUCAUAAAUAAACAGCUAAAGGAUAGUCGAAAAACUAUGUCAGAACAAGCUGGAAAGCAUCUUGUAGAGACAUACAUGCAGCGUUUACGACAACAAACGUCCGCCCCAGCACGCGACGCCCUGCGCGUGGAGACGUUCUUGAGAGAGGCAUUCACGUUGUGUUGGAUGAUGAGCAUACAGGAUCCACCUGUUAUAUUUGACCACCUUCUACAACAUGGUGAGAAAUUCAACACGGAAUUAUAUCGGUCUUACACCAAGGCAGGUCCGCUGGUUGAUUUUCCAGUGUGGCCAACAAUGUUCCUGCACGAGGGCGGACCCGUACUGUACAAAGGGGUGGCCCAGGGUUGUAACAAAUAAAUGAUCGCUGAAAUAAGCACGGAUAAUAACAUAUAUUUUGUGACCGUUUAUAAGAGCGUCUUGGUUCUUGAAUAAAUUUUAUUGCAUUAUUUUUGUAAUCAUGCGCAGGUUUACAGUGCGCAAUUGUAAAUGGUGUUUAAAAUAUAUGGUGUAUGCAUUUUGUAUCGCAAUUAACGUUUAAAUUGUAGUAACCAAAAAUGAUAAAAUUCGUAAAAUAAUCUUUUUUUAACUGUAAACAUUAUUCAUGUUAAAUGUAUGUGUUGUUAACUAUGAAAUAAUGUUCAAUUAGAUAUUUAUUAGUUAA